This is a messenger RNA of Aplysia californica (California sea hare), 2030 nucleotides long. Its product is annotated as myophilin. The coding region runs from base 465 to 1079 and encodes 204 amino acids. Gene Ontology annotation, molecular function: protein binding. NCBI's taxonomy places the organism in Eukaryota, Metazoa, Mollusca, Gastropoda, Aplysiida, Aplysiidae. The record is from RefSeq and is a predicted model, not a curated record. The transcript has 7 exons.
AGGUUGCUUGCUUGUGGUGGCAGUCGGCAGUCGGCAGUCAGUCAGUGUGUUACAAGUCAGUCGAGCAAGCACGUUUGUUUAGUGCUGACCCGUACACACACACACACACACACACACAUAACUUACCCGUGAACGCGCCCAGGAUAGAUUACUGUGGUGUGUAGUCUGUAGUGUAGUGUGUAGUUAACCUAUCUGACGGAAUUCCCAUGUGGAUCUAGAGUUUGUUGUUUCUGUUCAUUCUUUUCUUUCGCUUUGAGUUUUAGUUUAGGCUCUGUGAUUUGUUCGAUCGGCUUUCUCACUCAGGUGGUGGUGGUGUGGAUAUAUUAUUAUCUGGAACGACGGAGAACCUCGUGAAGGGGGACCUUGGCGACAACAGGUGUGCUAACAAGGAGGCAAAGUCUUCCUUUGAUAAGCUGUGGAUUUUUGGCGACCUUUUCUACAAGAGAAUUUAACACGGAAAGGAGAUGGCUAUGAGACCGCGAGGGUACGGCUUUUCUUCCGAGAUAAGCCGAAAGAUCGCCGCCAAGUAUGACACGACCCUAGAGCAGGAGGCGAGACUGUGGAUGGAAGCAGUGCUGGAGCAACCUUUGAUGCCGGGGGCGAACCCAAAUGAACCUCUUGGGGUGGACCAAUUUCAAGCUGCAUUGAAAGAUGGAAUUAUUUUAUGCAAUUUGUUAAACAAAAUAAAACCGGGUGCCAUUAAAAAAACGAACACGUCCAAAAUGCCUUUCUUGCAAAUGGAGAACAUCAGCAAAUUCCUGGAAGGCUGCGAGGCUUUAGGAGUUUCCAAGACAGAUUUGUUCCAGACGGUGGACCUCUUCGACAAAGUCAACAUGGUCCAGGUGAUCAACGGCAUUUACGCUUUAGGAAGAAAGGCCCAGAAGAUCGGCUACCCUGGCCCAACGUUAGGAGCGAAGGAGGCAGACUCGAACCCUCGCAACUUCUCCGCAGAGAAGCUCAACGCUGGUCAGGGCGUGAUUGGUCUACAGAUGGGAACCAACAAGGGAGCCUCCCAGACUGGCAUGAGCUUUGGGCGGUCACGGAGCAUCAACGAACACGGACAGAACGGCCAUGUGUAGGGGGCAGUGGGGAGGAAAAACAGGAGAUGAGAAACCGUAUUACAGUGGAGUCCGCUUAAACGGAAUAUCGUCACUUAAAACAGAAUAUCGUCACCGGAAUAUUGUCACUUAAACGGAAUAUCGUCACUGCGCUAGCGAAAUGUCACACCUCAGUUUUUCCACUUUUGAGAUAAAGGAAAAAAACUAUUUAACUAGACUAUUAAUUAUCAUCUAAUAAUGGUAACACUUGCCAUGCAUGUUUCUUUUGUGACUGUCAGUUCAUUUUUGUUUUGAUUUUACCAAAAGAUUGAUAUAGUACCACCAAACAAAAUAAAAGACCAGUUUUGCAUUUUGACACCGCUCUGUGUUAUGCCAUUUUGCUAGCGCAUUGAUGAUCCAAAAACAGUGGGAAACUGAAAAAAAGUAUACAGUAUAACAAGGAUAGCUCGAAUUCGUCGAGACCGGAAUAUCGUCACUUAAACGGAAUAUUGUCAAUAUCGUCACUUAAACGGAAUAUUGUCAAUAUCGUCACUUAAACGGAAUAUUGUCAAUAUCGUCACUUAAACGGAAUAUUGUCAAUAUCGUCACUUAAACGGAAUAUUGUCACUGCGUUAGCGAAAUAGGACACCUCAUUUUUGCUACUUUUGAGAUAAAGGAAUAAAACUAUUUAACUAGACUAUUAAUGAUCAUCUAAGAAUGGUAACACUUGCCAUGCAUGUUUCUCUUGUGACUGUCAGCGCGUUUUUGUUUUGAUUUCACCAAAGAUAGAUAUGGCACCACCAAACAAAAUAAAAGGCUAGUUGCAUUUUGACACAGCUGUGAGUUAUACUAUUUUGCUAGCGCAGUGAUGAUCCGAAAACAGUGGGAACCGGAAAAAAAGUAUACAGUAUAACAAGAAUAGCUCGAAAUCGUCGAGACCGGCCUCGGAAGUUUGAGGGAUCCGUAGUGCGAGGGAUAUCUUACAAAGAAAAA